Stomoxys calcitrans (stable fly) is the source of this 2095-nucleotide messenger RNA. RefSeq names its product arylsulfatase B. The record is from RefSeq and is a predicted model, not a curated record. The transcript is spliced from 7 exons. NCBI's taxonomy places the organism in Eukaryota, Metazoa, Arthropoda, Insecta, Diptera, Muscidae. The coding region runs from base 271 to 2067 and encodes 598 amino acids.
UUUGAACCGCCUCACUCGUCUACCUUAACAUUGAGAUUGGUGUGGUUAUUAACAGUCGCCUCGAGUUAGUUGAACAGCAAGGAUCGUCAAGCGGGAAAUUGGCAUCAAACUAAAACCGAAACGCACCUCACAAAUAAAAAAGGACAGUUGGUCACAAUUAACCGGUUCCUUAGCUUUUUUGGCCCAUUCUUGUUGUUCACUGAGAUAGUUUUGUGGUCAAAGGAAAAUCCCCAAUCGCGUUAUUGAACUUGAAAUUUACCACCUUGGAAUAUGAAUCAACGACACAGUUACCUAGGAGGCUGGUCACUGGCAUGGCGUUUCCUACUGCUACUCAUCAAUGUCUUGCCAAUUACUCAGGCUAUUCAGAACUUGAAUAGGACACAAACGAGUGCCAAACCCAAUAUUGUCAUUGUACUCAUAGAUGAUAUGGGCUUUAACGAUGUAAGUUUUCACGGCUCAAAUCAAUUUCUUACACCUAACAUUGAUGCUUUGGCCUAUAAUGGUAUCAUUUUGAAUAAGCACUAUGUGCCAAAUUUAUGUACACCUUCGCGGGCAACACUCUUAACUGGAAAAUAUCCCAUACAUACAGGCAUGCAACAUUUUGUAAUUAUCAAUGAUGAACCAUGGGGUCUACCUCUGGAGGAGCGUCUUAUGCCGGAAAUAUUUCGCGAUGCUGGCUAUUCCACCAAUCUGGUGGGCAAAUGGCAUUUGGGAUUUUAUGAAAAAGAAAUGACACCUACAUUCCGAGGCUUCGAUCAUCAUUACGGCUAUUAUUCCGGCUAUAUCAGCUACUAUGAUCAUACUAAUAAAAUGGCCAACAAUUUUACGGGUAUGGAUUUUCGUGAUGACUUAAGACCAAUGCCUGAAGUGAAUGGCAUCUAUGCCACAGAUUUGUUUACCGAAGAGAGUGUAAGGAUAAUCAAAGAUCAUGAUGCUAGCACACCUUUGUUCCUUAUGUUAAGUCACUUGGCUGUACACACAGGAAAUGAGGAUAAUCCCAUGGAAUUUCCACCAGAGGAAUUGGAAAAUUUUGAUCAUAUAAAGGAUCCCAAACGAAGGGCAUAUGCAGCCAUGGUUUCCCGUCUAGAUCAGAGUGUUGGAGAAACUAUCGCAGCCCUUUCGGAGAAAGGCAUUCUGAAUAACACCAUAAUUUUGCUAUAUUCCGAUAAUGGAGCCCCCACUGUAGGCAUUCAUUCAAAUGCUGGAUCUAAUCAUCCUUUUAGAGGGCAAAAAGAAUCCCCCUGGGAAGGUGGCAUACGUUCAGCUGGCUUAAUCUGGAGUCCCCUAUUGCAGCAACAAAGCUAUGUUUCCAAUCAGAUGGCCCAUGCCAUUGAUUGGCUACCCACAUUGGCGGCUGCAGCGGAUGUUAAAUUGCCCUAUGAUCUUCAAAUCGAUGGUGUAAAUCUUUGGCCCUCUUUAAACCAGGGUUCAGAUCCACAACCCAGACGUUUGCUACAUGUUUUCGACGAUGUUUUUGGCUAUAGCUCCUAUACACGAGGAAAUUUAAAAUAUGUCAAUGGCUCUUCAUUUGAUGGUCAAUACGAUAGCUGGCUGGGCGAUAUCGCAUUUGAAGAAAGCGAUCCCAUGGCAAAUUUCUAUGAACAGCAUGUGUUGUCGUCACAAGUUCACAAGACUUUGGGUAAUCCCAAAUUAAGUAUUGAGCAAAUUCAAAGACUCAGAGCAGAAUCUACUCACAAAUGUCCUUUUAAUGCCGAGGACUUCACUCAGGAUAUUUACAAAUGUGAACCUCUUAGGGCUCCCUGCUUUUUCAACAUAGACAAGGAUCCCUGUGAACGUUAUAAUCUGGCGAAUUUAUAUCCUUUGCAAAUUCAAUUUCUGGCUCAGGAAGUAGAAGAAUAUCGAAUGACAGCAAGGCCUUCUGUUCGUAUAGCCCAUGGAGAUCCUUUGUCAAAUCCUCAACGCUUUGGUGGAGUUUGGCAAUGGUGGCAGAAUACUGAGAUGGCUGGGUUUAGAGGGGCUGGUGCAACGCCCAAGGCAAUUGGCCUAAGUGUGCUUUUAUGUUUGUUUUGUGUUAUUGCAGUUUAUGUUAAGAAAACUUUUAAUUAAAAUUCAUUACAUAUUAGAUAAAGUCAAA